Molecule: messenger RNA, 498 nt
Organism: Geodia barretti
Lineage: Eukaryota; Metazoa; Porifera; Demospongiae; Tetractinellida; Geodiidae
Source: the annotation of a GenBank genome assembly
GAAUUCAAGGAUACUACUAAUGGUUCCCGCACAUCUUUAACACACCUUAACAAUUGGCUGACGUCUUGGAAAACCAUACUGACUGGAGUCACUAUUUUGAUCGUGUUACUAGCUGUGGUGUGGUCUAACACAGACUGCUACCAGCUGGGACUCUGCCACUCAAAGAGUCUGCCAUCUGUGAGUCAUUUUGUCGGUCGAGAGGAAGACAUUCGCAACAUCACUGGCUACCUUGACUUCUACACCUCAGAUGUUCAGGUAGUUCACAUUGUUGGACCUCCUGGGUUCGGUAAAUCCACUUUGGCCUUGAAAAUUGGGGAAACAUUCUUACGGAAAUGGGUCAGUGUUUAUUAUGUAGAUGUUGGUCAAAAAGUGGUUAGAGAUAUAGAUAGUCUUGCUGAGAAGAUUGUACUCAGUAUGGUUGAGUCCCGUAAGACUAAGGUAACAUUCAGUGAUUUGGAGGAAAAGAUACAGAAGCAAUAUUCUAAAGCACUAAUAAUA